UAACCAUUCAGUCUUUCCCUUUAUAAUUGAAAUACUCAUUUUCUUUUGCUAUUUCUACAGGGAUAGGGAUGGUGACAGAUCGAGGAGAAGGCGCGAUGACAGCAAUGACAAUUACGAUGGCCGACGUCGCCGAGAAAAGACACCAGAAGAUGUGCAACAGGAGUCACAAGAUGCUCAGCCCACUGUGAACGAGGACGACGAUCCAGAGACACAAAUGAUGAAAUUAAUGGGAUUCGGGGGCUUCGAUUCAACAAAGGGCAAACAUGUUGCGGGCGCAGAUAUGUCUGGCGCCAACGUAAAGAAGCAGCCGAAAUACCGCCAAUACAUGAAUCGUCGUGGUGGUUUCAACAGACCAUUAGACAAAGUGUAAUCUCAAAUUUUCAAUACCAAAAAUAAUAUAAAACCAAUGUUGAAUAUGUAUGUUCGGCUUUUUUUUUAUUUAUUUUUAUAAUUUCUUAGUUACAGGAUGGGUAGGGUUUGGUAGAGUAGAGGAAGGGUAAUAAUUAAUCGGUGAUGAGUAUUUGGUAUGGAUAUUCAGCAAUUCUUAUAAAUUUAGUUAAUAGUGG
Molecule: messenger RNA, 566 nt
Organism: Umbelopsis ramanniana AG
Lineage: Eukaryota; Fungi; Mucoromycota; Umbelopsidomycetes; Umbelopsidales; Umbelopsidaceae
Exons: 1
Coding region: 215-370 (51 amino acids)
Biological process (GO): RNA splicing
Cellular component (GO): precatalytic spliceosome
Source: RefSeq, a predicted model, not a curated record